Melopsittacus undulatus (budgerigar) is the source of this 992-nucleotide messenger RNA. It is a transcript of the gene SIX3, whose product is annotated as SIX homeobox 3. Gene Ontology annotation, cellular component: transcription regulator complex; nucleus. Gene Ontology annotation, biological process: eye development; brain development; regulation of transcription by RNA polymerase II. Bases 19 to 966 code for a protein of 315 amino acids. The record is from RefSeq and is a predicted model, not a curated record. NCBI's taxonomy places the organism in Eukaryota, Metazoa, Chordata, Aves, Psittaciformes, Psittaculidae. The transcript has 2 exons. Gene Ontology annotation, molecular function: RNA polymerase II cis-regulatory region sequence-specific DNA binding; DNA-binding transcription factor activity, RNA polymerase II-specific.
CCUCUCCCCGGUCAUCCCAUGGUGUUCAGGUCCCCGCUAGAGCUUUAUCCCACCCAUUUCUUCUUGCCAAACUUCGCCGCCGACCCGCACCACCGCUCCCUCCUUCUCGCCAGCGGCGGCAGCGGCAGCGGCUCGGGCUGCAGCCCCGGUGCCGGCGGCGGUGGAGGCGGCAGCUCCCGGGCACCCCACGAAGAGUUGUCAAUGUUUCAGCUGCCCACACUCAACUUCUCCCCGGAGCAAGUGGCCAGCGUCUGCGAGACGCUGGAGGAGACUGGAGACAUAGAAAGGCUGGGGAGGUUCCUCUGGUCGCUGCCGGUGGCGCCGGGGGCAUGCGAGGCCAUCAACAAGCACGAGUCCAUCCUCCGCGCCCGGGCGGUGGUGGCCUUCCACACGGGCAACUUCCGAGACCUCUACCACAUCCUGGAGAACCACAAAUUCACCAAGGAGUCCCACGGCAAGUUGCAGGCCAUGUGGCUCGAAGCGCACUACCAGGAGGCCGAGAAGCUAAGGGGUCGCCCGCUGGGGCCGGUUGAUAAAUACAGGGUGAGGAAGAAGUUUCCGCUGCCCAGGACCAUUUGGGAUGGCGAGCAGAAGACGCACUGCUUCAAGGAGAGGACUCGCAGCCUCCUGAGGGAGUGGUACCUGCAGGACCCUUACCCCAACCCCAGCAAGAAAAGGGAACUGGCUCAGGCCACGGGGCUCACCCCAACGCAAGUAGGCAACUGGUUCAAAAACCGAAGGCAAAGAGACAGAGCGGCGGCGGCUAAAAACAGGCUCCAGCACCAGGCGAUAGGACAGAGCGGCAUGCGGUCGCUGGCAGAGCCCGGCUGCCCGACCCACAGCUCGGCCGAGUCUCCGUCCACGGCUGCCAGCCCGACCACCAGCGUCUCCAGCCUGACAGAAAGAGCCGAGACGGGCACCUCCAUCCUCUCGGUAACCUCCAGCGACUCGGAAUGUGAUGUAUGAUAUCGAAAAACAAACAAACAAACAAA